Molecule: messenger RNA, 14295 nt
Organism: Mercenaria mercenaria
Lineage: Eukaryota; Metazoa; Mollusca; Bivalvia; Venerida; Veneridae
Product: teneurin-m-like
Exons: 34
Coding region: 1185-9917 (2910 amino acids)
Biological process (GO): motor neuron axon guidance
Source: RefSeq, a predicted model, not a curated record
AGCAUGUACUCGUGUACUCUCAGCCCGUCCCAUUGUCAGCAAACGUGAAAUUAUUCGCACUAGAUUGAAGAAUGUUUUACCUGGGCUAAGUGAACAGAGAUAACCCAUCGGGUUGAUAUUGAAUGAAUUGGUAAAAAUUACAUGAGCCAGUUUUAUAAACGUUGAUAAAGACAGAUAGUGUUCAUUUAAAUAAGGGCAUAAAAUUGUGAAAGGAGUUACAGUAGUGUGUAUGUAAUUAACUCAAAUGACUAAAUUAUAUGUUUCGAAAAAGGAGCAUGGACCUAUGGUUUCGGGUAAUUGAGUUUUGCGGAUAAUAAAUAAUGUAAGUCUUCAGCCCUGCAGCAAAGUAGGAAAUUGAACUCUUGCAGUGGGCGUUUAAAAUUUUAACUUUUAUCUUGAAACAAUAAGUGAUUAUGAUUCAGACUUUCUGUGUCGUAAAAGAUUUUGGCCGAUUUUGAGUGCAUUCGUGGAUUACUUAAAAGCAUAGUGAAUAAAAAAAAAAAUUGCAAUUGUAUAUCCAGGCACUGAUGUUUACAUAGUGAAAUCGUAAUUGAUUUUUGUGGUGUUCUGUGUUUGAAAUGCGAUAUAUUUGAAUCUGCAUAAUUAGAGAGAAGCAUCUAAUUACAGACAUUUUUUGCGUAAAGCUAACAGUUUACAGUGGUGCAUUCUGGGAUGUGACAAAUGUUUUUCGGAAGUUGGAAAGGAUUGUCAAACAUCAUAAUUUUUUGAAAGGGAUAUUUUGAUUAAUUUGGACUUUAUUUCAACAGACAGAAGGAAGUCCAUUUCAGGUGGAUUUGAAAACAAUAAACUGCAGAAAAUGUGAAGAAGUAAAUGGAUUUUCUGAAACAUUUAGUUUCAUUGGGAAUACAACAACCAUAUAAAAAGAUUGUGUGGAGUCAAGAAAGCAAGCAUUGUUGUUGUGGUCUUAAUUAACAAAUGUAUUGAAAAAAAAAGAAGAAAAAAGGGAAAGUGAGAGGGUUGCUUAUUGCAGCAAUGUACAUACAUGAACAGUGAGAUUGGAUUUAUAGACAAAUAUUUUGCUGUCACUGCUUUCAAAAUAAGGGAUUUCCAGAAUGAGUGUAUAACAAUGGAUUAAAAAGUGAUCAUAACAGACAUUAACAUGUGAGAACAAAGAACAAAACAUCAAGAAAACCUGCUACCAUGACAAUAUUUAUAAAAACUUCAUGAGAGUUAUUUCCCCUGUCAAAAUGGAGAUGAGUUCAUUGAGUACAACACCAAACUAUAAGCCUCAAAACAGGGCAUUAGGUCGUCCAACAUCUAAAGACAAACGGGGCAGUAAAACAUACAGCUCAUCUGAGGACGAUUUCCAUUCGGAUGAUAAUCUGCGGCCAUACGAGGAAGUAAAGACAGCUCUUCAUGACAAAAAAUUAAACGCUUUAGACUCUGAUGACGGUGGUGGUUGCAAGCGGUUGUCAUGGUUUCUAUCAAAUGACCAGGAACAGGUCUACAACUAUCCAAAACAACUUCUCCUUAUCCCCUACAGUGAAGGAAUCACAACGGGAAAUGAGUACAUGAGCACUCCAAUAACCCCUCUGAUGGACAAAGCAACCAAUAAAAAUAUUCCGACACACAAAAAGCUGAAAGGUCGUACCCAUUCUGCAACUUCUACAUCAUCCAACGGUCGUUUAUACAGUUACGUUAGUGGGUCAGACGGCGAUGAGGAUGAGAACGACAACGACACAUCAUCAUCAAGUAAUCGGAGACGUCGGCAUUGGAGAAAGGGUUCUCCGCACAGUACGAUAUCCUCGUCCAAUGAAAUGGACACUUACAGAAUGAGAAACGAUCAAGUUUCACAUUUGUCACUGUCAGAAGAUUCAGAUGGUGAAAAUGGAACGCCGUCACGAUACUCCCAAACAGGAACAAUGCCAUUGCCCCCACCUAGUGCACCGCCCCCGCCCCCACCACCAAUUGAGGACAUUCCACAGAGAGGUCAGACCACACCUCAACACCAACAGUUGUGUAAACAUCAUCAGUUGUUACAGCAACAGAGAUCGUUACAGUUCGGACCACAAAUAAGGGGAAAUUACUCUGAUGUGGAAAAUAUUCGUAGAGGACUACCUAGUGAUAAUCAUGAGCAUCUGCGGAGGUUACAUUCAGACUCAGAAUGCAUGUGCGCGCACACACGAGGGGCUAAUCAUUAUUCAGAAGGGGAUAGUUGUGAAUAUGAACCCCAUUAUUUAGUGCAAACCCCAAAUGGAAGUGUAUUUAUUCCACAGUCACAAGUGCUUGGGCCAGAUGGGCAGCCAAGAUUUCCCCGUACGGUACCUCGAUCAGGGUCAAUUCCUUUAAUGAGGAACAAUGACCUACAGAGCCCUAAUGGUGGUGUUGUACGGCCCCUAGAACCUACCACAAUGCCAAGACAGUUUGCCGCACCCCCGGACCAACAACCCCAAAAUAUUGUGCUAAAUGAUAGAGUGCCAAAUGGAUCGUGUAAUCCCCAGAACCAUGAAUAUCAGGAGGCUUGGGACACGCAAAACUUUGUAUAUCCACACCAGUUCACGACGACCAGUCCCACAAUUCCUUUCUACCCGAGUGGCCAGCUGGCGCACUAUGACAAGUUUCACAGUACAAAGCAUGAGUGGAAGGAAAAGUUACGGGAGAGAUGUUCGUGGCGAUGUCUCGCAAUUAUUGUUCUAGUCUUAAUGUUGCUCAUAUCUCUUGGUGUCAUAGCUUAUUUAUUAAAAACAAGAUACGUGGAUGAUGCAGUAGAGGUUGACGCAGGUACGACGUCACGUGAUGGCGGAGGAGGAUACGGUAAUAACAGUACACCCUGUUCCCCGUCUUGUCUCGUCUAUCUUCAACAAAAAAAUGUAUCGUCUGUACCUAGUGGUAGUUUAGUGCAUGCAGCAGGAAGUACCCUGGCUCCGCCGUCUUUACCUAUAGCACAGUAUCAAGUUGGCGACAAAAUGGAACAAACAAUUCCACCAAAAGCUUUCUGGACAUCACAGUUCAAUCAGCCCGAUUCUAAGUUUGUGAAAAUUAAUUUGACGGUACCAGAUGAUGGCAUUUUUGGAAUUUACGGACGACGCGGUGCUUCUCCCUCCAUUGCUCAGUUUGAUUUCUUCGACAUCAUUGAUGGACGCACUCUUAGCUCGAGAGUUAAGCGAUCGCCUAAGACCCUGGAAACAGCGUUGAGCAAGUAUUUAGAAGCUGGUGUAUGGUUUAUUUCUGUGUACAAUGACCAGGAUGAUGCACAAACUGUUACACUGAAGACAGACUUUUACAAACCGGAGACUGGUUGUCCUGGUGAUUGUUUUCUCCAUGGAAGCUGUGUAGAUGGACAAUGUCAGUGUUUCCCAGGUUACACAGGAUGGGACUGCAAUCAGAAAACCUGCCCGUUGUUAUGCAGUGGAAAUGGGAUGUAUAUCAGAGGUCAGUGUCAGUGUCACACGGGUUGGAAAGGAAUUGAGUGCGACAUCCGGGAGAACGAGUGUGUCGUGCCAAAUUGUAAUGGAAAUGGAGUCUGCGUGGAUGGAAAAUGUGAAUGCCAUGAAGGGUUCAAAGGGGUGGAUUGCGGAAGUGUUGACUGCCUUAUGCCUAACUGCUCGGGUAAUGGGGUCUGUGCCCUUGGUGAGUGUGUAUGUUAUAAAGGGUUUAAGGGGACUGACUGCAGUAUCCCUGAUAAACUCAACAUUACACACUUGUGCACGAAAAAUUGCUCGGGUCACGGCAUAUACAAUGUAGAGGAGGGAAAAUGUGAAUGUGAAAGAUUUUUCACUGGGAAAGAUUGCGAUACAGAGAAAUGUCGGCUAGAAUGUUACCAUGGUUACUGUCAUAACCAGCGCUGUCUGUGUUAUGAUGGCUGGAGCGGGGCACUAUGUGACCAGUUGAAAUGUGACCCGAGAUGCGAUGGUGUCCGUGGUAAUUGUAACAACGGGACUUGUCAGUGUUUGAAAGGUUACAAUGGAAAGCAUUGCAGUCUGGACGGAUGCCCAAGCGACUGCAGUAAUAAUGGUGUGUGUACCCUGGGACUGCAGGGAUAUAGUUGUAAAUGUCGCCCAGGAUGGAAGGGCGAGGCUUGUGAUGUUUCCAUGGAGAUGCAGUGUAAAGAUCAUGUUGACAAUGAUGGAGAUGGACUGCGAGACUGUAUGGACCCAGACUGUUGUUCAAGCACAGAGUGUGAAGAUAAUCUGUAUUGUCGAGCAUCACCAGACCCCGCGGAAAUCUUGCUACGUAAACAGGCACCAUCUACAACUGCGUCUUUCUACGAGAAAAUGAAAUUCCUGGUGGAAGAGAAUAGUGUGCAAAUGGAUACAUCUAAGAAUGCUUUUAAUGAAAGUCAAGUGUCAGUUAUCAGAGGAAAAGUACAAUCUGUGGACAAGACGCCGCUGGUUGGUGUGCGUGUAGACAUUGAUAAACAACCUUUGUAUGGUUACACUCGUACCCGUGAACAUGGACUGUUUGACAUUUUGGUCAAUGGUGGUGGAUCAGUGACGUUGAAAUUCUCACGGCAACCGUUCCUGACUCGCACUGUCAGCGUUCUAGUACCCUGGAAUCAGAUCAUCACCAUGGAAACAGUUGUCAUGGCAUUGAUCGAGAGAGAUAUACUACUUCCUGACCCGAGCCUCUGCGGAGUGUCACAUGACCACUACAAACUACAGCCUGUUGUACUGUCCACAUGGCAACAUACACAACUUGGAUCCUGUCCAGAGAAAAGUACAAUCAUCCCUGAAUCCCAGGUUCUACAAGAGAGUAUAAGUAUCCCGGGAACCAGUGUGAACCUUGUGUACCACAGCAGUGAGACCCCCGGGUACCGGUCAGUGAUCAUGAUUCAGAUGACCACCAAGGACAUACCUCUAGCGUUAGCUGUCGUACAUCUCAGAGUGUCGGUGGAAGGCAUUCAGUUUGAGAAAACAUUUGAAGCUGACUCAGAACUGAAGUAUACAUAUGCUUGGGAUAGACGAAAUGCAUACAGACAGAAAGUUUAUGGAAUAGUACCAGUCAGGGUGAAUGUUGGUUACCAGUAUAGUGGGUGUGGUUAUAUUUUCUGGGAGACACGUAGCUCAACAAUGAGUGGCUUUGACCUUACCUCGUCUGAGAUAGGACGUUGGAACCUGGAUAUACAUCAUACAUACAACUUUCAGGAAGGCAUUCUACAUAAGGGAGAUGGUACAAAUAUCUACUUGAAAGAGAAACCAAAGAAAUUGAUCAGUAUCCUCGGCAGUGGACAGCGACGACGUGCAGAUUGUGAUGGUUGUAAUGGUCCUGCACGUGACAAUCGACUUCUUGCUCCUGUGGCACUGGCCAGCAGCAGGGAUGGUAGUUUAUAUGUGUGGGAUUAUAACUUCAUCCGGAAGUUGUCACCAAGCAGAGAAGAAAUUGCCAGCAUUUUACAGAUUAUGACAUAUACCUCCCAUAAGCCGUAUAUGACUGUGAGUCCAGUGGAUAGUAGACUGUACAUCUCUGAUUACAUGAAUAGGAGAAUUAUACAUGUAAAAACCAUGGGACCAGUCCGGGAACUUGAGGAUAACUUUGAGGUUGUGGCAGGGACUGGGGAUGAGUGUACUCCAGGGGAGAGAGACCUUUGCGGGGAUGGAAAACAGGCAUUGACAGCAAGAUUCUUACAUCCAAAGGGGAUUGCAAUAAAUAAGGACGGAGUGAUCUACAUCGCAGACGGAGCCAAUAUACGUAAGAUUGAUACCAAUAAGAUUAUCUCAACAGUGAUUGGUUCACAAGAUCAGCCAAAGGCAUGGAAACCAAUGUCAUGUGACGAGAGUAUGCCCGCUGACCAGGUGAGGUUGAACUGGCCUACAACACUGGCUAUUGACCCUCUGGACGAUACACUACAUAUUCUUGAUGAUAAUAUUGUACUGAAGCUCACCAAAGAUAACCGAGUUGUUACUGUUGCCGGGCGACCAAUAACUUGUCCACAGAAGGAUGUCAGCUUCUUACCGAUGGGUGUUUUAACUGAUGAUGAGCAGGCUUCUAGUAUCGCUGACCAUGUCAAACUUGUGCAGCCAGAGAGCUUGUCCUUUGGUCCGAAUGGAGAUUUGUAUAUCCUAGAGAGUGAUACACAUCAUAUCAAUAGAGUCCGAGUCGUCACCACUGACGGACGUAUUCAUCAUUUUGCUGGCACAAAAUCAAAAUGUGACUGUCAACAAAGUAACUGCAGAUGUUACGAUCCUACAGAAAAUUCUGCAGCACAAGCUUUAUUUGAAGAACUUACGUCCAUUACGGUAACUCCAGAUGGUAUCGUACAUUUCGCUGAUUCUGGUAAUCUGCGAGUAUUUUCUGUAAUCUCUGAACUUCCAACUCUAAACUGGCUUGGACAGUAUGAGGUUGUUUCCACAGAAACAAAAGAACUGUACAUAUUUAAUCGCUAUGGUCAGCAAAUACACACGGUCAACCUAAUGACUGACCAGUACAUGUACAAUUUUACAUAUAAUAUCAAUUCCUUUUACGGUAGACUGGUUGCAGUUACUGACAAUGCAGGAAAGAGUGUUCAGAUUGAAAGAGACUAUGACAGACAAGCAAAGGAAAUAAUUUCUCCAACUGGGGAGAAAAGUCGUCUGCAGACGGACAACAUGCAACGGUUGCAGAAAUUUCAUUCUCCUGAUAACACAAGCUUCACCUUCACCUAUGAUGCCACUUCAGGACUCCUGCAGAGUAAGAAGUUGUCCGACGGGAAAAUCUACAUGUAUACUUACGAUGAAAUGGGACGUCUGCUCAGUGCUAUCCAGCCAACAGGGGAGGUCACCCAUCUACACACCGACGUGAAUGCAACAGGUUCUAUUGUGCACGUGACUACAGAUAACAGUAACACAGUUGCUAUGGCAACCUAUGGCAGUGUACAGUCAGCUCUGCAUGGAGCCUCAGAAACAAAAGUUACAUAUCUCCCAGAUGGCGCUGUGGUUGUCGUGUUUCCUAGCAACCUCACUAUUGCUCUUGAAUCUGGAGGGAAUCCAGUUCUCGAGAAUCAACACCGAAUGCAUUUCAAGCGCAAACUUAUUGCUCCUAACAAGCUUGUUCACCGGCUGGAAUGGCGAUUUUUCCUGCGUCGUAAAGGUCGCCCGAAGGAGAGUGUUCAGAAACUGGGUCGUCGUAUGAGGGUAGGGGAGGUGUUUACGAGGCAUGAUAGCAUGCUUGACUCGCAUGAAGAGGGCGGAUACAAGGAGAAAGCCCUGUUGGUAAAUGGAGAGAACCUUCUAACCAUAGAGUAUGACAGGGAUACACAUACAGAGACCAUCCUCGAUAAAGAUCUGCACGAGAUUAUUACAACUGCAUUUGAUAAUUCUGGUCUCCCCACCCACUUCCUGCCUGCCAAGAACCAUCACUCUCUCAAUGUGACCUAUAAUGCUGGAGGGGAGAUAAUCCACUGGAAGUAUGGAGAUCUGGAGGAGCGGAGAAUAUUUGAGAGUGGCGUGCUGAAGGAAAGGACGGGAAACAACGGAGCGCAGUAUAGGUACAACUACAGAUAUGGUAAAAAGCCAACGGAUAUUCAUCUUCCGAGCGGUCUUCAGUAUUACCUACAAUACGAUGAGGAGGGGAAUCUCAUGAUGUUACGAACCCCUGGCCUUGGACGCCAUUACUUCUACAGGAUCAUGAUGGCAGGCUCACAGAGAUUCUUUUAUCAAGUUCCAGAUUUAGAUCUUCCGUAUAUAGAGGAUUAUAAUGGCGGAGGAAAACUUCAGCAGGUCAUAUUCCCAAGCGAGUAUCGUAAAGUGGUGUACAAGUACAAUCAUUUCUCACAGCCAACACUUGUCAUUUUUGGAGAUACGGAAAUUAAUUUUGAGUACGAUCCGAAUAUUUCAAUGAUUUCGUCAGCUGAGACGAAAGGUAGAGGGUAUAAGUUAUUGGAGACUUUUAGGUACGAUUCCUCGCUGAUCAGUACUUACACCAUAGAGUUCCCUGAUGACGUACGUCUGCUUGACGGAAAGUUUGACUACAUCUAUGACAAAAAUUUCCGGAUAAUGUCUGUUGAAGGGGUUUUUGCAAAGAAUAAAACAACAUCAAAUACGUACAGUUAUGAUGAUACAAAUGGCUUUUUGAAGAAAGUAAAGAAUUUGAAUAUACAGUGGCCAUUGGUCGAUCGUGAGAAGAUAUAUGACGAGCAUGUUGUAAUGAGUCGUGAACUUGAUAUGUAUGGACGAUUACAAAACACUCAAUAUGUCUUCCGUGAUAAUAUAAGAUUUAAACUUGGCAUCAGUUACGAUGAAAUGAACAGGAUUGGAAGUUGGAACAGGUUGAUCGGACAGACUGAUGCAUGCCAGUACAGCUAUACCUACGAUAUAGACGGGAACUUGAUUGAAGUGAGUCAGGAUGGGGUGACGAAAUGGCGAUAUGGUUAUGAUAAUAACGGUAAUAUAAACAGAAUUGAACAAAAUGGAUUAAAGUUUGAAAUGGCUUUUGAUGCUGGUGACAAAAUUAAAACUUUUGAUAAAAUGAGAUAUAAGUUUGACUUGGACGGUUUUAUGGUACAAAGGCACGAUGAAGAUUUGUUGUUUAACUCUUACGGUCAAAUGGUGUCUGUCACGAACUCUGGAUUGUUUAAAUUUUCAUACCAUUAUGAUCAUCAGAGUAGAAUCGUGUCGCAGGGGGAUCGUCUCGGAAACAUAAUGCAGUACUUUUAUGCGGAUGUCACAAGGAAACAUUUAGUUACUCACACAUAUAACCAUAGUAACCUGGAGAUGACACAGUACUUUUAUGAUUCAAAGGGAAAACUUAUUGCAUUUGAGAGACAAAACAAAUUGAAUUAUGUCGCGACUGAUCCCAUGGGCAGUCCAUUGGUUAUUUUCGAUGAAAAUGGUCUAAUUAUCAAACAGAUUAGCUACGACCCAUUAGGCAAGGUUAUAUCGGACUCCAAUCCAAAUUAUGAAUUCAGUUUUGGAUUCCAAGGCGGAUUAUUUAAUCCAACAACAAAACUGGUGCACUAUGGGAAGAGAGUGUAUGACACGAUGAUUGGACGAUACGUGAAUCCUGAUUAUAAUGCAAUGCUAAGGAAUCUGCGAUACCUUACGGAAGACCCCCUCAUGAUGAACAAUUAUCAUCACCGAUUCCUGGUCAACACACAUCUUCAGGAUAGACGAUUCCCUACAUUAGAUACUGCAGAAUGGCUGAAGCUGCUUGGAUUUGACCUUGACAGUAUGGCACCAAAUGUUGGAUAUGAUGGUACUGUACGACCACAACCUGAUGCCAUCAAUCACAAUCUCCUACCAACGUCGUCUGCUUUUGAAUGCACAUUCCAUCGAGAUAUGCUCAACAUGUUAUCAAUUUCAACCGUUCCACAGUCCAGAGUUUCCCCGAUCCAAAAAUUUGUGACAAUUGCACCAGCUCCAAAACAAGUCUUAUACAGCGAUUUACUUUUGACUUCAGUUAACAGCGAGGUUAUGACUGCCUAUUUAGAUAGUUCACCUGCAUGGUCAAAGAAAUUUAGUGCUUUUCUAAAUCAGUCUGAAAUUCUCGAUCUCCGAUACACGAUUCAUGGCCGAGAAGUGUUAUAUUUUGUUAAGCCUGACGCAUCAGUAGUAAAUGAUGAGCUGAAGGUACUUGGUAUCCAUGGAAAUGCAGUUACGUAUGAAAAUAAUAUCAAUGUAACUGUUAACAGACACUCACACCAAGAUGGGUAUAGGAUCCAUUCCUAUACAGAGACAGACGUCCGUUUCCAUGGAAAUUUUUCUGUGAUUAACAUUCGUUAUGGAAGUAACUUUGACCAUGAGAGACAAAGAGUUAUAAGACAUGCCAAAGAGCGUGCAGUCCAUCAUGCUUGGGCUCGAGAAAAGUGGUUAAUUCAGAAUAGUUUACCUACGUAUCACAGUUGGACAGAGCACGAGAAAACUGAUAUAGUGACUACAGGUUAUUCAGAUGGGUUUGAUAUUCAGUAUGAACGUGACCCGAACAAGUUUCCAAAUAUAGCAGAUGACUGUAACAAUGUUAAAUUUGUAAAAGUGAAAAGAUAGGAAAAUAUGCUGUGAAAACUGUUUGAAAACAAAACCAAAAGCACAAAUUGUGAUAUUUAUGAAUGAUAAAGGAGUCAUGCCAUUUAAGGCAUAAGUUUAAGCAAAAAUUCCAUGACUGUUUUCUGUCGGUUCUUGAUGUGCAUAGUUCAAACUGGUACCAGUGUUUUUGCAGAAACUGCAUUAAAAACCAGUCUGUAAAGUAUUGGUUCCUAGCUUCAUCCAUAUGGUGGUAUCAGUAUUUAUGUAUACACUAUCUAAGAAAUCUAUGAUAAGUUGAUUGCUGGCUGUAUAUAAAUUGAUACCAUAAAUUUUUAUACACAGACUGUACUCUAAAGGGAAUGUGUAAAGUUAUUCAGUGUGUAAGAAAUUAUGCGUAAAGAGGAGAUUUAAUGAACAGGUCUUCUACAAAGUCAAGACUUCAAACUGCUGAUAAAAGAGAUAGUGACUCUUCCGUUACUCCAAAGGGGGGUAAAAAAAUCAUUAAAAAAUCAAAAUGUACUGUACCAGGGGAUAUGAACAUGUACAGUGAUGAGAAUUAUUUGCCAGUGAGAUAAAAUUAGAAAAUAAGGUUUUGAAUGUUUCAUUGAUUGAAAUAGGAUUUCACAGUGAUAUUUAUAGUAAGAACUAUAAUUAGGCCACGAUUGUAAUGUAAUACUAUUAUGGUAUUUAAAUAUUGAAUUUUAUAGAAAAUAUUUCAUAUCUUGUUAUGAAAGUCCAUUGUAAAACAGGUCUAAUUUUACGUGGUAGAAGUACUUUGUGUACCAAGUAGAAAAAAAAGACAUUUAAAAUUCAUUAGUGAUAAUGCUACUGCAAUUUUACAAGUGAAUAUUAUUUUAACUACAGCCCAGUAUCGGGCUAGUAUCGGACUGAGUUUCCGGGGCAAAUUUGAGUUACAUAAAUCUAGUGUUAAAGGACCUUUUAUGGAAAAUACUUCUUUCGAUGAUUGAAACCCAUUUAUGAUGUACAUAUAUAUUACAGUGAAUAUAUAUGUUGCUAUGCUAUGUACAAGUAUUGUUAACUGUACAAAAUAGGGUACUUGAUGUACCAUGUAUAAAUCUUAGUGCUACACAAAUUGUUUCUUUUGUUCUAGUCAUUACUGAUGAAAAACAGUAUAUGCCAUGUAUAUGCCAUGUACCGUGUACAUGCUGUGUGUGUGUUGUGUACAUGCUGUGUAUAUACCAUAUAUAUGCCCUGAACAUGCUGUUAUAUGUAGUGUAUAUGCCAUGUACAUGAUGUGUAAAUGUUGUGUAGAUGCCAUGUUUAUGUCUUAAAAAACAUGAAUAUAAAGUGUAAAUAGUGUAUGUAUAUAUUGAACUAUAUAUUUCAUGACUGUGAUUUUCAGUUUUCGUUCCAAAGUACUGAAGACCUAACUAAGCUAGAAUUCUGCUUUUUGUAGCAGAGUUAAGUUGCUUUUUUCUAGUACCGGUAAGUACAUUUAAUACAUGUACAGUAUUAUAAUGAAGUCCCUUGUUUCUGUGAGAAGGGAAGUUAUUUUGAAUAAAGUCUUGGAAGUUACAACAGUCAGGUGAAAGUGGUAACAACUAGUCUAUUUUACUUUUUUAGAAUCGUAACUUCAUAGGCAGUUACGAAUAAAUAAACUGUUGAGGCUUGAGUCCGACAAUGCAAAAUUAAAGCAGAUAAAUUAUUAUAUUAUCUGUGACAUGUCACAGUAAAAGGUUUCAAGUAAAGUCCAUAAAAUAACUGUUUAUUCAUAUCUUUAAAAAUAUGAUACAUGGAUAGAAUAAAAUGUUUAAUCUUAUUUUAAAAAAUGGAUGCCAUAUUCUAGAACUAUAGUUACUUAACGGAUAAAUUUUAUAAUGGAUAAUUUUGAUGGGACAUAAAUGGAUCAACUUUUUAUAUCAUAGAAUGAAAGUUUUGGGAGGACAUUCAUUUUUAGCUCAUCUGAUUUUUUGAAAAAAAAUUAUGAGUUAUUGUCAUCACUUCAGCGGUUGUCGGCGUCGGCGUCUGCGUCGGCAUUGCCUGGUUAAGUUUUAUGUUUAGGUCAGCUUUUCUCCUAAACUAUCAAAGCUAUUGCUUUGAAACUUGGAAUACUUGUUCACCAUCAUAAGCUGACCCUGUAUAGCAAGAAACAUAACUCCAUCUUGCUUUUUGCAAGAUUUAUGGCCCCUUUUGUACUUAGAAAAUAUCAGAUUUCUUGGUUAAGUUUUAUGUUUAGGUCAACUUUUCUCCUAAACUAUCAAAGCUAUUGCUUUGAAACUUGGAAUACUUGUUCACCAUUAUAAGCAGACCCUGUACAUCAAGAAACAUAACUCCAUCUUGCUUUUUGCAAGAAUUAUUGCCCCUUUUGGACUUAGAAAAUCAGUUUUCUUGGUUAAGUUUUAUGUUUAGGUCAGCUUUUAUCCUAAACUAUCAAAGCUAUUGCUUUAAAACUUGCAACACUUGUUCACCAUCAGAAGCUGACCCUGUACAGCAAGAAACGUAACUCCAUCCUGCUUUUUGCAAGAUUUAUGGCCCCUUUUGGACUUAGAAAAUAUCAGAUUUCUUGGUUAAGUUUUAUGUUUAGGUCAACUUUUUCUCUUAAACUAUCAAAGCUAUUGCUUUGAAACUUGCAACACUUGUUCACCAUCAUAAGCUGACCCUGUACAGCAAGCAACAUAACUCCAUCCUGCUUUUUGCAAUAAUUAUUGCCCCUUUUGGACUUAGAAAAUCAUUUUCUUGGUUGAGUAUUAUGUUUAAGUCAACUUUUCUCAUAAACUAUCAAAGCUAUUGCUUUAAAACUUGCAACAGUUUUUCACCAUCAUAAGUGGACACUGUACAUCAAGAAACAUAACUCUAUCCUGCUUUUUGCAAGAAUGAUGGCCCUUUUUAGACUUAGAAAAUCAUGGGUAGGACAAUAUUUCUAUUAUACAAAAAAAAUCAGAUGAGCGUCAGCACCCGCAAGGCGGUGCUCUUGUUUUGCCUUUCUUGUUCAUUUAAAGAUGCUUUGGAAUAAUUUGCCAGUAUAUUGGUUACAGAUGGAAAUUUCAUUUCAUGAAUUCCUUCAUGAAUACCAUUCAUUGUACCUUUUACCGUGACAGGUCACCUUUGAUUGACCAAUAUAUGUAACAUUAAUUAUAUGCCUAUUUAUAUCAAUGAUAGAUCUAGUGUGCCAUUUGUGUGUUAAAUGUUCAAAAUGUUAGAUUUUCAAAGGAGAAAAUAUCGACAGUUGUAAUGUUCAAAUUUGUAUGUUCAAACAUUAUUGUUUAUGUUUAUGAACCAAAUAUUUAAAAAUCAAAACUGUUCCAUUGAUACAUUUCAUAGUAGUACAGAAGUAAUUGUUCAAUUUUCUUUAACAUAUUUUUUUCAUUCAUUCUAAACUUGUGUUCUGUUUAAUCCAUUAACUUUGUGUUUUUUGUUCAUUUAAAGAACUUUUGUGUUCGCUUUUUGUAUGUUCUCUUAAAAUCGUUGACUUGAGAAUGUGUGUCACUGAAAUCAUAUUCAGACAAGUUUUUAUCAUAAAUACAUAGAACUAUAUUAUGUAAGAUCGCAAUAAGUUUUAUCAUCAACUUCCAUUUUAUAAACGUCUUUUUUUCCCCCAUUUUGUUUGACACCAUUUUGUGUAUUUUAUGGUAGUUUAUAAGUGUUUAAAGCAUAGGAAAUUAUUUUUAACCCAUUUUUCCAACUUGGCUGUGCCAAAGAAAUUUUAUUUACUUCAUUUUUGUAAACUCUGAAUAUGUACUGGAAUUAUUUUUAAUCUCAAGAAUAAAGUCCUCCUUCUGCAUGAAAAGAAUAUCAUUCAAAAUUAUGGACUGUAUAAAGUUGUAUUUUAAUUUAUGGACUUCUUUUGAUUUUGUGUUAUCUGAAUUUCACCAAUAACAAACUCUUAUAAUACAAGGUGCGUUCUUUGAAGAAGCUUUAAAUACGUUCCUUGGAAGAGAUUUCAGGCCAAAGUUUGGUAAGGUAAAAUUUGUCACAAGAUAAAAACAGAACUGCUAACAAGUAUAGCCUACAAGUAUUUCUUAAUUUAACGGGAAAUGUCCUUUGAUCUCUGAAUCGAUUUGAAAUCCUUAAAACAUAUGCAGUAUUAGAUUGAAAUAUUUUGAUAAAAGCAUGACAUUGAUAGCAGUUGCCAUGUCAGUUGUCACAGAAGUUCUCACAAUGUUUGAAACUUAUCCCAGAAUUGUUACAAUUUGAUAGGGCUGAAUGUUUAAAAAUGUUUUUAAAACUCUGCAUUUUUGUGAAAUAAAUGCAGUUUGCAUGUUAUAUGAUGAUAAAAGUUAUAAACUAUGAAAGAGUAGAUGUUGUUUUAAUGGUUGGGUAAAUUUUGAGUUGUUGCAGUUUUGUUCUUGAUACUUUUAGUCUGUUUACGAGUCAUUUUAUAUUUUGUCCAUAUACAUUUUGUAUUUUAAAUGAAACUAAUAAAUCUGAAUAUAUAACA